AGAAAAUAAGCAAGACUGCACUUGUGUGUGCGUUAACCGAGCUUGUUGCUGCUAAGAGGCAACUGACAAGGCAGAGCCGCCGCUGCCACUUCACCUUCAAGGGUUUGAAGCCUGGCCACAACCGCUGCCCGUCUAUCUCCUCCAUAGCCCGACAAGCCUGCGAGCUGAGGGCGAACUUGAUAUAAGCGACGCCUUUAGACUGCUUGGUGCGCUUGUCUCGCGCUACUCAGACAUCCUGGACCUCGCCGAACCAGGCGAAGCAGUCCCGGAGCCCGUCCUACAGCACACUCCUGCCCAUCACCAGGAACAAACAACUGUUAGAGGGGCGAUUGUUCCGCUGGAAGGAGAAACGGCUACCCCUGCUUCCAAACUCGGGUCUGGGAGACGGCGACGUCUUUUUUGAAAGAAACCGGAAGCUCGGCCUCAAGCGGUCCGGCCCAUAGAAGCUGAAACAAAAAAGAAGUUAUUGCAGCGCCCGUUUUCGUGUGAAGGCUGCCGCUCUGUUUUCCCAACGUUCUCAUCUCCGUAGUAGCACUCAUCUCGAAAGGAUAACAGGACCAUAGCGCCCCCUUGUGAUGAGGCGGACUUGAGGCACAACAUUUUCCCGUCACACCCCGUCGCGAGUGUAAACUUACAGAAAAAGAUUCUCCCUACUUAAACCCCACUCUGUGAAGUGAGAUACUGUACGAAAAAAGGGGGGCGGGAGGACAACAAAGGUCGGACCUGGUAUUGGUUAAGGCGCGAAUCAAUAAAUAAACUUUGUUUCCCACUAGCUGUUAAACGUGAGGGGACUUAUUUUUAGAGGUAUUCGCAGGCGCCAGGGUGGCUUCCCUUGAAAGUGUUUCAAGCGGAACGAAGCAGAACAUUCGCGCAUACACACCGGUGGACCGCUCUCUUGGCUAGAGUGCGCCAGUCACUGCUCAGAGCAUUUCAGACGUUGGUCUGUAAUUGGGUGACUCUAUUGUGACAUAAAACCUUUGUCUGCCUUGGCGGCCCUUGUCUCUAAAUACGUCAUCAAGAUGUGAUACCAGCACAUCCAGGUGGAACUGGCUAGUUAGCGAGAGUGUUCGAGGCUGGGCUUUGAAAGGAGGCCCAGCCGGUGUAGAAGGGCCCUAUUUUAGCCUGGAUUUAAGAUACUACAAACAUGCAUUUGGAAACAGAUGUGCUGAAAGGAGAGAAUCAUUUCAAACAUAUCAUAGUUUUAUUUUUGUGCAUUUCUUUUUCAUAGAUUGCCAUGGGUGAUUUUGAAAUGGGUAAAAAGAUCUUUGUUCAAAAAUGUUCACAGUGUCAUACAGUUGAAAAAGGUGGAAAGCACAAGGUUGGCCCAAAUCUUUCGGGUCUCUUUGGCAGAAAAACUGGACAAUCUGCUGGCUUUUCUUAUUCGGAUGCAAACAAGAAUAAAGGUAUUGUCUGGGGUGAAAAUACACUGAUGGAAUAUUUGGAGGACCCUAAGAAAUACAUUCCUGGAACGAAAAUGAUUUUUGCUGGCAUUAAAAAGAAGAACGAAAGAGCAGAUCUAAUUGCGUACUUGAAAAAAGCAACCUCAUCAUGAAACAUUGCAACCUGUGUGAUAUCAAAAUAAUUUCCAGUUUGUACCACUCUUAAGCCACAUUACAUGUUUAUUGUCCUAGCAUUUGCUCUUUAAGAUAACUACCUUUAAAAAGUCAAAUAAAAUUUAGUCUUUUCAAAUGCUCUGUGU
This is a messenger RNA of Rhineura floridana, 1699 nucleotides long. Its product is annotated as cytochrome c, somatic. The coding region runs from base 1235 to 1552 and encodes 105 amino acids. NCBI's taxonomy places the organism in Eukaryota, Metazoa, Chordata, Lepidosauria, Squamata, Rhineuridae. Gene Ontology annotation, cellular component: mitochondrial intermembrane space. Gene Ontology annotation, molecular function: heme binding; electron transfer activity. Gene Ontology annotation, biological process: mitochondrial electron transport, cytochrome c to oxygen; mitochondrial electron transport, ubiquinol to cytochrome c. The transcript has 3 exons. The record is from RefSeq and is a predicted model, not a curated record.